Amphimedon queenslandica is the source of this 699-nucleotide messenger RNA. Its product is annotated as ATP-dependent DNA helicase RecQ-like. Gene Ontology annotation, biological process: double-strand break repair via homologous recombination. Gene Ontology annotation, cellular component: cytoplasm; nucleus; chromosome. The transcript has a single exon. NCBI's taxonomy places the organism in Eukaryota, Metazoa, Porifera, Demospongiae, Haplosclerida, Niphatidae. The record is from RefSeq and is a predicted model, not a curated record. Gene Ontology annotation, molecular function: four-way junction helicase activity; 3'-5' DNA helicase activity. The coding region runs from base 1 to 699 and encodes 232 amino acids.
AUGCCUACCAAUGUUGGAGUGAUGGCUUUAACAGCUACAGCAUCACAACCUCUACGGCAACAGGUGGAGGCUACUUUAGGAAUGAGAAAUCCAUUUACAAUUAUACGAUCACCAGACAAAUGUAACAUUAGAUUUAGUGUUGUUCAGGUAAAGGGAUAUAAUGGUUAUGAUGUACCAAAAGUUUUUGAUCUUUUAUUGACCAAAUUGAAGAUGAAGUUGACACUCAUGCCAAGGGUUAUGAUUUUCUGCAAAGCUAAAAGUGACUAUAUUUAUAUUUUAAAAUGUUUUUGGGACCAAUUUUUUGACAUCCUACUGGUACUUCAGCAGAUGUUAUUGGAGUUCGACUUGUUGACAUGUUUUACAAAGGUACUGAUUUCUGAUGUCAAAAGUACCAUCAUCGACAAUUUCACAAAACAAUCAUGCUUAAGGAUAGUAAUAUGUACUGAUGCUUUUGGGAUGGGUAUAGACUAUAAAAAUGUGAGAUGCAUAAUUCAUUAUCGUGUACCGAAUGAUAUGGAGACAUAUGUCCCACAGAUUGGAAGAGGAGGCAGGGAAGAAAUUGAUUCAUAUGUUGUAAUGUUACAUGUCAAGAGGUUGCUAGAAAUUUGUGAAGGUAACAUGUUGGAUUACGUCAAAAAUAAGUCACAAUGCAGAUGUGACAUGCUUUUUCGUGAAUUUGAAAAACUAUGUUCCCUCUGA